AUGGCCUCCGUCCUGGAGAUGUCUGUCCAGUUCCUCCGGAUGGCGGGCACUGUGCUGCCCAGCGGGGAGCAGCAGGCUGGCUCCUCCUGGGAAAAGACGCCCUUGAAACCCCGCUUCUAUGUGGGGAAGCGGAUCUCCCUGAGCUGUGAGCGCCUGCGGGCCCUCCUGCCCCGGUUCGACGGCCGGCGCGAGGACAUGGCCUCCGUCCUGGAGAUGUCUGUCCAGUUCCUCCGGAUGGCGGGCACUGUGCUGCCCAGCGGGGAGCAGCAGGCUGUUCUCGGCCCCUCCCAGGAGGACUGGCACAAGUGGCAGCUGGCCCUGGGGAGCCAGACCCCCGCAGAUGCAUCGGACCCCGGGACGGGAGCACCAGGCACCAUGCCACAGGACCCCCCGAGCGGUGUGACCACCGGUGUGGACCAGGGCAAGGCCCCCACGGGGCUGGCCGAGGCGCUGGACAGGCCAGCAGUCCUCCCUGGGACCUCCGGUCUGGCACCCUGGACCCCAGGCCCGAGUCCCUCCCAGGUCCUGAGGCCGCCCCCAGCCUGGCCUCCCUGCUCCUGGCAGCCGACCUCCCCGCUGGUGAGCGAAGAGGCUCAGAGCUGCCUGGGCCUGGCCGGGCCCCUGACAGAGGAGACUACCCAGGCUGCGAUGCCCGGCACCAGGUCCGUGCCCACAUGUGGAGUGGAGGACGGGCCGUCCUUGCUGCUGAGCGCCAGUCCCGAGUGGUGUCUGGGGCCCCCCGAGGGCAGAGACAGUAGUGCCCCCUCUGGGGCCCCGGCCUGGAGCCACCUGGAGAUGUGGGCUGCCCCAGCCUGA
This is a messenger RNA of Myotis brandtii (Brandt's bat), 816 nucleotides long. It is a transcript of the gene SOHLH1, whose product is annotated as spermatogenesis and oogenesis specific basic helix-loop-helix 1. The transcript is spliced from 8 exons. Gene Ontology annotation, biological process: regulation of DNA-templated transcription; spermatogenesis. The record is from RefSeq and is a predicted model, not a curated record. Gene Ontology annotation, molecular function: DNA-binding transcription factor activity, RNA polymerase II-specific; RNA polymerase II cis-regulatory region sequence-specific DNA binding. Bases 1 to 816 code for a protein of 271 amino acids. Gene Ontology annotation, cellular component: nucleus. NCBI's taxonomy places the organism in Eukaryota, Metazoa, Chordata, Mammalia, Chiroptera, Vespertilionidae.